Molecule: messenger RNA, 1306 nt
Organism: Agelaius phoeniceus (red-winged blackbird)
Lineage: Eukaryota; Metazoa; Chordata; Aves; Passeriformes; Icteridae
Cellular component (GO): nucleus
Source: RefSeq, a predicted model, not a curated record
CGUCCGGUCUCCGGUCCGUCCCGGAUCCGGCUGCGGCAGCGCGGGGCGGGGGCUGUCGGGGGUGUCCGGCUCCGCUUCCCCCGCUCAGUACCGGGGAACCGGUGUAGGGCACACGGCGGCGGCGAUGGACGGCCGGGCGGCGGCAUGAGGCGGCGGAGGCGGCGGGGAGCAUGGCGGCGGCGGGCGGCGGCGGGGCGCGGCGGGGGCUGCUGAAGCGGAAGCCGAACUUCACGUUGCAGGAGCUGGAGGUGCUGAUGAGCGAAGUGCUCCGGUACGAGCCGCUGCUGUUCGGCGCCGCCGCCGGUACCGUGAACGCGUACGAGAAGCAGAAGAUCUGGUGGCGGAUCACGCACAAGGUGAACGCCGCCGGCCGCCACCAGCGCGACAUCGGCGAGGUGAAGAACCGCUGGCGGGGGCUACGCCGCCGCGCCGGGGACAAGAUCAGCCGGCACCGGCUGGAGCGGCAGGGCCCGGCCGGCAGGGCCGCCGCCAGGAACGGGAACACCGGGAGCACCGGGAAUAACGGGAGCAACGGGAACGGCGCGGCCGAGCCCGGCCCGGGGCCCGCCCCCGCCCCCGUCUGGGGUCCUCGCGGCGCCGCCGGAACCGACCCUUCGAUGCGCAGCGCCGAGGGGUCGGCACAGCACGGUGAAUGUGUAAAGGAGGAGCCGGUAAAGGAGGAGCCUUUGGAGGUGAAGACUGAGCCCUUCCACGGCCCCGCUGCCGACGGCGUUCCCGGCCGCCGCUCAGACUGUCGGCUGCCCCGCCCCGGCAUCUGCCCGCCCAACGAGCUGUGCGAGGGCUGGAGCCGGAGCCCCCCGCGCUCCGCACCCUCCGAACUCUCCCUCGGCGACCUCCGCGGGCAGCAGGAGCCGCUGGGCUCCGACUUCCCGAGUCUGCUGUUGGAGCAGGAGGCCGAGCAGCUCAGUCACUGCGGCGCGGGAGAGGCAGGGCCCCCCGGGGGGCUGGACGGGACCCCCGAGCGCCCGCAGCUCAGCCUCGUGCAGUCCAAUGAGCGGCUGGUGCAGGAGAUGCGGGCGUUCCGCCGGGAAUACGCCGAGAGCCGUCGGGAGACCACGGCGGUGCUGCGCGGCAUCGCCCAGGCGCUGGGCGGGCUCAGUCGCAGCCUGACCGAAAUCCGUGACCUCUACCUCCGGGAGCGGGGGGUCCCCAAAUCCUGAGCCUCCCACGCAGCUGGCUGUGUACACACACUCCAGAACCCACGUCGCUACUUUUAUUAUUAUUUCUUUUCCUGUCCAUCCCACUUCAAUAAAACUCGGAGCUGCACCCCCAUGGCUCCCCCCAC